This is a messenger RNA of Toxorhynchites rutilus septentrionalis, 3155 nucleotides long. It is a transcript of the gene dor, whose product is annotated as vacuolar protein sorting-associated protein 18 homolog. Gene Ontology annotation, molecular function: protein-macromolecule adaptor activity. Lineage: Eukaryota; Metazoa; Arthropoda; Insecta; Diptera; Culicidae. Gene Ontology annotation, biological process: organelle fusion; endosome to lysosome transport; endosome organization. Gene Ontology annotation, cellular component: HOPS complex; endosome. The transcript has 4 exons. Bases 128 to 3082 code for a protein of 984 amino acids. The record is from RefSeq and is a predicted model, not a curated record.
AUUAUCAAAACAACAACAAAAAAUCGGACCAAAAUAUCAGCGAGACAGUGAUGAUUCAGUAGACAAUCGAUUUCCUCUGUGUGUUACGCUUCGAAAAAACAUUUUCCGCCCAACACAAACAUACGCCAUGGCCUCUAUGUUCGACCAGUAUUCGUCGGCGCUGAUCAAGGAAAAUCCGGGUGAUCCCGAUCCGGCUAAUCAACCCCAAUCGUCGGGCUACGUCAGUGUUCGGCUCAAAAAGGAGGCACCGAUAUUUGCGAAGCAAAAAAUGAAUCUUAACCUGCCGGCUGGAAUACUGUUUCUCUCGGUGCAAAAUGAUUGGGUCAUUAUUUUGAUGACCAAUUUAACGAUUCUGCGGAUGAAUAUUAAACAGCCGGAUAGGUUUACCGAGGUGCCCAUUGAUAAGUACGUUGGAGGUUUGAAACCGACCAAUCUGUUCCUAGAUCACUUGGGAGCUCAUCUGCUGGUUACGUUCGCGCCGAAGUCUCCUGGUUUCACGCCGGAAGUUUUGUAUCUGCAACGGAAUAGUUUCAAGCCUAAAUUUAUUUCCAAAUUAAAAGACCAAGAUAUAACAGCGGUAGCGUUCAAUUAUUCCAAUCAAUCGGAAUCCAUGACAGGUCCUAUACUGCUAGGUACCAGCAAGGGAACCAUUUGGGAAGUGGAUGUCGGUAUCGAUGGAGGCGAUAAGCUGGUUCAGCAAAAUAUUCGACAGGUGUUUGAUGUGGGCACUGGUGGCGAGAGUCGCCCGAUAACGGGAAUUGAAUUUCACAUGCGGCAGGAUCAAAAGAACAUACACUGCAUUAUUCUAGUGCUGACGUUGGAUCGAAUCUACACCUUCCACGAAACCAUUCGUCAGGCCGAAUCAAAGAUGACAUACGGGCAGCUGCAGAAGGUUUUCAACUCAUAUCUCAACAUUCCCGAGCAGCUGAACGAUUUUGGCCACGUCGUCAGCAAGCUGCACUACUCGAGGCUGGAGUUCAAUUAUGAGGAAGACUUUCCCAAAAGCUUCGGCUGUUUGACCGAAGAUGGCAUCAACUAUCAGGAGAUCGAUCCGAAAAUGGAUACCCCUAAGUUUGUGGUGCAGAAGGAAUUGCUACCCUAUCCGACGCAGGAGGAUACGCAACUGCCUUCGGAGAAUUCGUAUAAAAUGGUUACGAAGAGCAACGUUCCGGUUUCGUUUGUGUUGACAGAUUUUCACGCUAUUUUACUCUACCCGGAUCACGUGACCGCCAUUUCGCUGCUCAAUUAUCAGAUUGUUUACGAGGAGUACUUUGUCGAGCAGUACGGACGGUUGACUAAUGUGGUCAAAGAUGUGCGAUCCAACGUGACCUAUGUUUACAGCAAUAAAAUGAUUUUCAGAUAUAAGAUCACCAACGAGCAGCGCAACGCCUGGCGGCUGUACGCCGACCGCCAGAAGUUCGAUCUUGCUCUGCAGUACUGCAACGAUAACCCCGCCCAUCGGGAUAUCGUCCUGGUCAAGCAGGCCCAAUCGUUCUUCGAUGUUGGCGAUUUCCUGGAGGCGGCUCGCAUCUACUCCAGCACGCAACUUAGCUUCGAAGAAGUCUGCCUGAAGUUUCUGCUGCGCAAUCAAAACGAUGCACUAAUGCUGUAUUUGAAAAAUCGCCUCGUCCGGCUGAAGCCCCAGGAGAAGACGCAAAUUACAAUGCUAAUCGUGUGGAUGGUGGAGUUGUAUCUGGUCGAAAUAUCGCGAUGUGCCGGGGAGAAUGCUGAGCGCGAGCGGGAACUGCAGAAGGAGUUCGAUGCGUUCAUGCAGACUGCCAUCGUGGUGGAUUGCAUGAAGAAGAACCGUUCGGUUAUCUAUGAUCUGAUGGCAUCCCAUGGGGAUAGUCACAAUUUGACGGCACUAACAACGAUUCAUCAGGAUUAUGAAAGUGUUAUCCAGCAGUAUAUCAACCAGAAUCGAUACGAUGAUGCCCUAGCAGUGUUGCGGGCGCAAAGUCGUCAGGAACUGAUCUACAAAUAUGCUCCGGUAAUAAUGGAGGAACUCCCGGUCGAGAUGAUCAAUGUGCUGAUCGCUUUGGGUAAGAGACUCGAUCCGAUCAAACUAAUCCCCUCGCUGCUCUGCUUGGACAGUCCGAAGCAUGUGGCUGAGAUUGUUAAAUUUCUCGAAUACUGUAUCCACUCCACCGGUUGCUCGGAACCAGCGAUUCAUAACUACCUUAUCCAGCUGUACAGUGAGCACUUCAAAGAUAAAUUACUAACCUUCCUGGAAACGCAGGGCAAAGACAUCUCCAUGAUUAGCUACGAUGUGCAUUACGCGCUGCGAAUCGCUCUGAAAAAUGAAAUUAAGGACGCCAGUGUUUUUCUCCAGUGUCUGCUAGAAAUGUGGGUUCCGGCGGUGGAGCUUGCCCUCUCCUUCGACAUCAAUCAAGCCAAGGCAACCGCCUCCCAACCAAAGGAUCGCAAUCUUCGCAAGAAAUUAUGGCUAAUCAUCGCCGAGGAGGAGAUCCGAAGCAAACACGAGAACGUCCAGGAAGCGUUGAAGAUUCUCAAGGAGUGCGAUCUGCUUCGCAUAGAGGACCUGUUACCGUACUUUUCCGACUUCCAGAAAAUUGAUCACUUCAAGGAAGCGAUCUGUGAGUCACUGAAGGAGUACAACAUUAAAAUCCAGGAACAGCGCAAGGAUAUGGAAGAAUCGGCCAAGUCCGCGGAGCGCGUUCGCUCCGAGCUGCAAUCUUUCCGCAAUCGAUCGGUUACGAUCGGUGCGCAGGAGCAGUGCGCCGUUUGUGGGGUUUACCUCUUGCUGAAACCGUUUUUCAUCUUUCACUGUGGACACAAGUUCCACGGGGAGUGCCUCGAGCGUCAGCUUCUGCCGCAAUUGAGUCCAGAAGUGGUGAACCAUUUGAUGCAUCUGAAGCAACAGCUGUCUGUGGCGCAGAAUCAACCGUUGGAUACGGGAAGCCAAACGGCCGACACCAUAUCUUCCAGCAAGGAGUAUUUGAAGAACCAAAUUGAGGAUAUUCUUGCUUCGGAUUGUCUGUAUUGUGGGGAUGUGAUGAUUAAUACGAUUGACCGAACCUUUAUCGAAAAUUGGGAGAAAGUGGACAGUGAUUGGCAAUAAACUAAUAGUAGUAAUAAUCAUUUAUGUAUUGAUGUAUAUUCUUAUUCUCAUUAAAGUACUUGUGAUAAUAAUA